Messenger RNA from Chilo suppressalis (striped riceborer), 11711 nucleotides. Lineage: Eukaryota; Metazoa; Arthropoda; Insecta; Lepidoptera; Crambidae. The record is from the annotation of a GenBank genome assembly.
AAAGAAUGUCAAAAAUCCAGGCGCGCCAUUGUUCGCGCAAGACUUUUUCACAAUUUUUCUUGAUCUAAACACAGAUAUUAUUUUCUUCGAUUUAGCGGUGGAAUUAGAAAUUAUCAAGAUUUUCUAAAUCACUAUGGGACUACCGGGCAUGCCGGAGGACAAGCUACCAUCAUGUUGGUCGGACGACAUACGAAUGAACGCUUUAUUCGCACCAUUCCGAAUAAAGGCUGCUAAUCCGGAAUCAUGGGAUAUGAAGAUGAAAUUUUGGUCCGAUAUGCUCAGGCAGUGGUGUAAAUGUAAGAAGGAUCCAAUAGUGUCUGCAGCCGACUUCAAAUUUGCCUUUCAGCGUAAAGGCAGAACACCAGCGUGUAUUGAUAUUGUCAUUGAAGAACUGUUGCGCAACGGGGACCUGUGUCCUGUCUCAAAAUACCAGCAAAUCCUUCACAACGGACCGGAGGGCUGGGUUCGUUGGGGUGCACGUUUGGCAUUCAAACCGGCUGCGUUUGCUCUCACUGCAGUAUCAUCACUACUACCUGGCCGGCAAACUCUGGAUAAUGAUGGCUUACCGAAAGCUAGCAUUGACUCCACUCAGAGAUUUGUCCUGGAGAGUGCUGUAAAGGACCAAGCUAUGGAAUUGUUGAACACCUACCCAUCGGACAUCGAACGCAUCGGCACCAUCGACGAGUUGAUGCGCCAUUGCGAGUGGCAACACGGCAGGGAGACCUUCGAACUACUGCUAGGGUACUUGGUCGCUCAAGGGUACGCUGUGAAGAAAGAUGACGUUGUUAAACUAGCUAACACCGACAAGAAAGUAUCACCGGUAACCGAAACAGAUGAGGCCAUAGUGAAACUGAUGUCAGCGGAGAGUCGAUUGGAGGCCGAACUGUCCAAGUUGCUCAGAGACGCUUCAGCUGCAGAGAAUGAUGCCAGAGCUGCUUUACAGCUGGGGAAUAAGUUGGCUGCCAAGAACCAUCUACGAAAAAAGUUGAAAGCCCAACAGCGAGCAACUCGAUGUGAAUCUACUCUGGAUAACGUUCGGCAAUUGUUGCAACACACGAGGGAUUCUCAUGUCAAUGCUGCCAUUGUGGACACUUACAAAACUACAUCGCAAGCCAUGAAGAGAAACCUGAAGGAUAACAAUAUGGACGAAGACGCUGUGCAUGACACAAUGGACGACUUGAAAGAGGUAAUGGAGUCGUACAGUGAAAUUGAAGAGGCUCUCAGUUCUGGCGCCACGGAAUUCGACACGGCCGAUUUGGAACAAGAAUUGAAGGAACUUUUGGCCACGCCGCCUUCAAAGCCGAAAGACACAAAGUUUACGCCAAAGGAGAAAUCCAGAAAGGUUUCCGAGAGAGAUUUCGUAUUCGACGGCGAGGCUAGAGUACUGGCCGAACUGGACCAGUUAGACGUAGAGAAUGGCAGUCCGAGGGAGAAGGACGGCACGCGUGCGAGAGAGACGGCACGAGUCGCUAUACCGGAAGGGGUGGAGGGGGGUGAAAACCCUGUACCUAAGCAGUCUCUGAAGAAACCAGCCCAGCAGUGGUAUCCACCGAUCUCCAACGUUCUCCGGCCCGAGGAAGCGUGGGCUGAUAACAAUCUGAAUUCGUUGGAUAGCUCGCUGGACAGACUUGCCAGCAGCUUCGGGGAACUGAGGACCGAUGACAGAUUACAUCCAGGUCAACCGCUGAACGUGGACUUCACCACACCCCCGAAGCUGUACAGCUCGGAGUUCCAGGUUCGAGACCACAAAUACUCCGGUGGAGUGUGGUUGUACAGUAACCGGGACAAUAACCCGAACAGCGCUACGAGGGAUGCCAAUAGUAACGUGGACAGCGAUCUGACAGCCAGCACGGAGUAUUUCAGUUCGGAGAGCCCAGGCAAAGCCGGAGGUUCCUUCCAAAUGGCCCCCGGUGGUGAGAGGCAAAGACGGGGAGAGUGGCCCCAAGAGAAGUCCGUAGAAGAUAUCGAGAGGAGACUUAAAAACCUGCGUGGGUUCAACUUAUAAUGGCAGUGGUUGUGGUGAAUGCUAAAGUGAAAACCAAGUGAUUAAAGUGAUACAGUGUUUUAAUAGUGUACAGUGAACAAAGUGUUAUAGUAAUGGCACAAUUCCAUUUGGUCGUAUGCCCGAACACGAUUGCCUAUGAAAUUCGAUCAAAUGACUAAUGGCGCAAUGACAUUGGACGUUAGCCCGUAUUCGGGUGCACGAAAGACAUUACUCGAAUUUGGGCACCCGAAGCAAUAUUUACACUGGAAAACGGGCUGGAAGACAGUGUUGGGUAAACAAAAGGUAAUUUACCCGAGUACGGUCAUACUCGAAUCCUUUCAUUUACACUUACUCGUUUACCCGAAUUCCAUUGGCAAUCGUAUUCGGGCUAACAACCAAUUGUUAUCGCGCCAUAAAUGUAAACGCACGGAGUCGAGUGUGCCUGUAUUUGGAAAGUUGUUAUUUUGAUUAAUCAGCGAUGUUUUGCAGACCGUGUUCGAGUAAAAACAAUUUAUAUAUUGCAUCAUGUGAUUACGAGUAAUUUCUUUCAUGCACCCGAAUAUGGGCUAACGAUCACGUGUAAAUGAGGCUUAAACACUUUUUUACGGACUUAAAACGGGUUUGUUUUAAUUUAACACAGAACCUGUAAAAGGCCCAAAAACGUUGUGUAUAAUGUGAAUACGUGUUUUAUUAAGGUGCACUUGCAACAAAUUUGCUAAAUCUCAAUUCAAGUAAAACUAAUUUCCACUUCCACUUCCACUUUGGGUAUUAUGGCUCCAUCGUUAUGCACGAUGAUUCUGCCAAUGUCAGGGUUAAGAAAGGCACUGUUAUAUGGUACUCUUCUUUGUACGGUGUGGUAGCCUGGUUUCCUCGUGGAGCUAUCGCGUGGAGUUGAGCUUCUAGAAUAAGACAACACAUAUAUCAUCACAAGCGGACAUGUACCCAAGCAUACAAAUUGUUAGUGUCUUUAUUAGUGUAGUAAAGCAUUGGAAUUGGAUUGUAAGAGAUGACACGGCAAAGUAUAUAAAUAGUUUGGACAUCAUUAAGACACUGUUGUUAAAAAACUAGUUUAAACCCAUUGAAAAAUGACAAAACGUCAAUGUCAGUUUGACAUUAUUGUAUUGACUAAAUUUAGUUUUAGUUAUAUUUUUUAUUUUUUAACCAUGUAACUGCUUGAUGUUUAAAUCUAAAGAAAAUAUAACUAGAAAAAAAUCCUCGCGGGCCAGGCAGCAGACGGUACUCGAACCCGCACCCUUCGCUAUCUGGGUGAAUGAACUAACCAAUUAUGCUAUCGCGGCAUUGAUGGCCGUGUCGAAAUUCUUCUAGCCAUUCUUAAGCUGUAAGGCAGCGCCAUCUCUUCGCAUUGUAGGUAACCCACAAUUAGAAAAAAAAACUUAUUUUUUCUAGUUAUAUUUUCUUUAGAUUUAAACAUCAAGCAGUUACAUGCUUUAAAAAUAAAAAUAAUAACUGUAAUUGCUAUCUCUUCUUUAAAACGUUUAAAGAAGAAUUUAAUGAAGAACAAACUUUUACUUGUAAAAGUAUUCAUUUGACAUUGUGGGUUACUUACAAUGCGAAGAGAUGACGCUGCCUUGCAGCUUAAAAAUGGCUAGAAGUAUUUCGACGCGGCCAUCAGGGCCGCGGUAGCAUAAUUGGUCAGUGCAUUCACCCGGAUAGCGAAGGGUGCGGGUUAGAGUCCCCUCUGAUGCCUGGUCCGCGUGGAUUUUUUUAGUUUUAGUUCGACCAGCAUAUUUGCUCAAUGAAAAAUUCCAUUAAACUAAAACCAGAUUUAACCCAUAGAAAAUGUCUAAACGUCAUAUCAAUUUUGCAAUAUUGUAUAGGUUAAAUCUAGUUUUAGUUAAAUUGAGAUUUAGCAAAAUUGCUGCAAGUGGAAGUUAAUGUGUUUGGUGUGUGUGAAAACAUAUGAAAUAAUUAACUUAAUACAGAAGGGCUUAAUAAAAAACACGAGUCUGUUUAUUGAAUCAACUAAUCUAAUUUUAACAGCCUCCCAGAGCUCAGAGACAGAAACAAUAUAUUUUAGUGCCAUCGAUUGUGUAAAUUCAGAUAUAACUAAUUAUUAUAUUUGUCUGUUUAUAAAUUUAGAUAGUUAAUUCUAGUAGUAGUGUAUAUAUGAUGUGUUCUGCCAUGCUGGGUGUCUCAAAUGAUUGCAUAUGUUAUUCAAUUUUGUAUGUUAAGAUUUUAUAUCCUUUUUUGAGAAAGUCAUACUAACUAUGAAUCAAACUGAGUACCAUUAUUUAAUGGUAUUUAUCCUCAGAUAUAUCACGGAUAUACACUUUCAGACACAUCUGUCGGCCCACCCAACGUUACAAGCUUCAACGGUAUGUAGUAAAAAUAUAUGUUAGGUUAGGUUUGAGAUAUAUAUAUUCUUGUGAUAUAUUAUUUUAUGGUUUGAUUUUAUUAAGAAUUUGAGUUAUUAUUUUAAUAAUAAUAUCUAGAGGGGGUUAUAUAAGACAAAUUUUUAUCCUGAUUUUUGUAUGUUUAAUCUAAUUAUAUUAUUAAUUAUGUUACUUCUAACAUUUAAAAACACAGAAUUAAUAAAAAAAAAAACAAAAGAUGGUUCAUUAGUCAGCUGCAAAACUGAGUAAAAACUUUUUGCUCAAAUGGACCAUUUCAUUUUAGCCAUCUCCGCUAGGUGGGCCGAUAGGUGUUCCUGGGAGUAUAUUUCAAUAAAUUAUUAAUCUUACAAUUGCUCAUAUAAAACUUGUUAUUUACUUGCUUGCUGUAGAGCUUAAUUAGAUGUAAUUAGCAGUCAUAUUGUUUUAAAACAUGCAAUAUUUUUUCCACAAACAUUAAGGUCAUCAAACUCAAAUAUUGCACCUAAUAUAUAACAGUGAAAUUUACCAAAAAAAAAAAUUAAUUAAAAAAAUGAUAUUUUUUUUUGCUUAAAAUCCAUUUCUAUUAUCACACUAUUAAAUGAAUUGCUUUUACACCAAGACUUUAGGAUUACUGACUGAACUCAGACGAGUUAGUCGGUAUGGUUGACAUAUUUCCAUUCCAGGGUAUUUGAGAAGUUUUAGAAAACGAUCUCACGUUAUUGACUAAUGUUUAUGGAGUCCGUAAAAAGUGGAUAUUCAUCAUUCUGUUGUGUAUUUCAGUAAAAACAACCAAAUCAAAAACUCCAUUUUCAAUUUGCCGCGAAAACGUUUUUCUGGGCAAUAUGGCGUCAUACUAGUGUGUGACGUUACACGACUGUUAUUGAAACGUCAAACGAUACAAUGUAAUGUCACUUUACACCGGAAGUUUACUUGCGUUUUGGGUCACGUGACAAUAGAUAAGAAGUCUUUGUUUGAACUUUCUAGUUUUUGUUUGAGACAGCCAGUACAUGAUAUUCGUGUAAAUAAUUAUGACUGAUAUAUUGUAUCUAGAAUAAAUACACGCUUUAAUUAUAAUGUUUUGUAAUAAACAAACCUUAAUUAAAAUAUGGUUAGUUAGCUUUCAAAUUAUAAAAAUUAAUCAUCGAAAAAAAUUAAUGAGCAUAAGCUGACAUUAACCAUAUUAUAGUUAAAAAGUAAAUAUUUAAUAAAAAAAAAAUAAAAACUGAAAAUAUUUGUUAAAAAAAUGACAAACCUGCCUUUUGUAAAUACAACCAUAAGUUUUGUCAGUAAGGUUGUUUUUGCCUUAUUGCUUUUGUCAAUGCCGAGAAUUAAAGAAAUUUAAUUGGUAUUCCAGCAAAACGCUAUAUUUUGUCUUGCAGAAUUUUGUCACAAUAUCAACCAAAGACUUGAGGAAAUACUUAUUUACACUACGAAUGUUUCUCUUUAAAAACCGGUAAGAACAAACAAUCCUUCUGUUGUGACGACGAAUGCAAUUUCAACUUAGAUUAAAAUAAAAUGGGAAGAUACGGCACUCGCGGCUUAAAAAUGUACCGCUGAAAUUGUGGGUGCAUGACCACAAUUCGCUUUAGUCACAAUUUGACAUCCAAGCACGCUGCAUGUGCACUCUAUCUAUACAUAUAAUAAAAUGGUAGGGAAGUCAAAACUGUACAUUGAAUAUUUUUUUAAAAGAAUACUUGGGGUGUGAUCUACAAUGGAUACCGAAGCCAAAAAUAUAGUUUUUAGAAUAUUUGUCUGUUUGUCUGUAUGUAUGUCCAGGAUAAACUGAAAAAGUUUUCUUUGUCUAACAGGUAGUUUAUCAAAAAGUAUUGGACACUUAUUAUUUAUUUAUUCAUAGAAGCAAAACAUAACAGAUUUAUAAUGUUGAUUUGAAAUGUUGCAUGACGUCACGUCUUGGUUCAAUUUUUACUUAGGUGUGACAUCACGAGCUCCCACUCCCAAACUAUGAGGCGCUAUAUCUUUGUAUUUUUUUUUGACGAAAGAAAAAAUAUGUGUCCUUUAUUUUUUGACAAUCGAACUAACGGACUAAAUGGACUCUGUUUACCUCCCCUGGUCACUAUUUGGGGAUUUCAAUAUUAAGAAAAAAAAAACUCGAGUCUUUGGCUGUGUACAAAAUGGAUUUUAAGAAAUCGAGUUUGUCAAAACUGGUUGUGUUUUAUAGAAUCACUCGGUAAGUUUUUUUCUACCUCGUUCUUCUUUUUGUUGAGAUUGUAAAGUUAAUGUCAUGUAAAAUAUGAACAAUAAUAAAGAACAAUUUAAUAACCAAAGGAUCAUAUUAAAUGAAUUAUGUGCAUAUUGCAUAUCGACAGUGGAAAAGUAAAAUAUCUUAAACGCUACUUUAGUAGCUUUAUAGAAACGAGGUUAAUUUAAAAUAACAAAGUUAUUUUUUACAAAAGAACAAAUUAUUAUAUAAAAACAUAUUCAUAAAAUAAUCACACUAGAGUCUGUGCGGAAAGAGAAUGGGCGUGGUGAAAAACGGAACUAACAUUAAGAUUUUUAUUUGGCAAUCAAACCCAGUAAUCUGUAAAACGUCAAAGUUUUGUAUUGAUACGGGUUUGUUUGUUGUGUUGUGAUUUCUUGCGGUUUUUUGUAUUUAAUCAUGUCUGAAAGGGGUAAAACCUUACAAAUACGGUAGAAAAGCACUACAGCGCCCUCCAAUCUAAAUCCCAUUCUCUUUCCGCACAGACUCUACAUGGUAACAAUCCCGUAAAUAACGUAUAUUACUAUAAUGUUAGUGACCAUGAAAGUUUAAAACCAAAAUAUAUAUCGCUUCAGUGUUGUGAACAAUAAAAAUCUUAAAACAAUUUAUUUGUUAAAGCGCCAAAGAAAGUACUCAAAUCUUCACGAAACAAACACAUGGACGAAGAAAUAAAAUCUAAUUAAAAUGAUAUAUUUAACUUUCGACCAAAGUAGCGCAUAAAUAAAUUUGCCUUUCCACUGCCGAUAUAUAUAUAUUUAUAAAAUAACAUGAUUUCAAUAUAAAAAUAUUAGUUAGCACUGUGAAAAUUAGCAAUGCAAUAUAUCAUACAUUAAAAAAUGUAAAUACAAUGUGUAAAUAGGUAGUUAGGAUAAAUUAAUCAAAUUAUUAUGAAUUAUGAUCUUUUAAGAAUAGCUUGGGUAGAGGUGACAUUUGUGUACAGAAAAAUUACUUUUAUGGCUUUUGGUUAAAGCUUUUGUUUGUAUACACCCAAGAUACCGUGUUACCGUGAGGAAUUCGAUGGCGCGGGUGGUCAGCGCGUUCGGCUGCGAUCGUUGAAGUUAGGCAACUUUCGCAGUGGUCAGUCAUUGGAUGGGUGACCAAAAAUCUUCUAUCUCAAGUUUCUCGGAAGGCACGCUAAGCCGUUGGUCCCGGCUGCAUCUGCAGUCGUUAGCAACCGCCAAUCCGCAUUGGGCCCGCGUGGUGGGCCAUGGCCCAAUCUCCCUAUUCCAUCCAUAGGGAAGGCCUGUGCCCCAGCAGUGGGGACAUUAAUAGGCUGAUGAUACCGUGUUAACUACGCGGAAGCGGCAAAACAUAAAUAUCUCUUAUGGUAGCCAUACACACUAUGAGAAAUCGUUACGAUCAGAUUGUACAGUUCGAACGGAACAGUAUAUCGUACGUGGCGUACGUAUAGGAAACUGUGCAGUUUUAUAACAUACACGCUACGAUUUAUCGGUACCGUUCGAACUGCACAGUCUAAUCGUAACGAUUUUUCGUAGUGUGUAUGGCUACCAUUACAUAUGGUAGAUAUGCUCGUCGCACACAUUGACUGCUUGGAUACAAUCUGAUAUUAGAGUCACUCACACAUUGCUCGUAACAUAAGCCUCUUUCUUUUUCGACUUAUUUGUAUUGCUCUUUGUAAGCGUAUAAAUAAUUAUAAUAAAUAUUUCCAAAACUCACACCAAUUAGCCUAGUCCCAAAGUAAGCACUGUAGGCUUGUGUUAUGGGAUACUAGGGUAACAGAUAGAAUACAAAUAUAAGUAUGUUUACAUAGAAAUACAUAUUAAACAUCUAUGAGUGGAGUACAAAUGUUCGUAUUCAUCACACAAACAUCUGCCUCCACCGGGAUUCGAACCCGAGACCUCUUGAAACUCGGCAUACAAACCAUUCGGCCACGGAAGACGUCAUAAAGUUCGCAAAAUCUGUUUUGCGAUUGCUGCGCGAACUUUUUUCUGUUUUUUGACGACCGACCUCCAUGGCCGAAUGGUUUGUACGCCGGGUUUCAUGGUGUCGCUGACUCGAGGGGUCCCGGGUUCGAAUUCCGGUGAAGGCAGAUGUUUGUGUGAUGAAUGAUGAUGUUGUUUAAUGUGUAUUUCUAUACAAAUAUAUUUGAUAAUUAUGUAUUUUAUCCGUUACUCUAGUAUCCCAUAACACAAGCCUUACAGUGCUUACUUUGGGGCUAGGCUAAUUGGUGUGAGUCUUGCAUAUAUUUAUUAUUAUUUAUGUUAUCAUUAGGGUUUAUUUUUCUAUAAUACACGCAAAUGUUACCCUACCUUUUGCUAUGUGAAACAGGCUUAGAUAAACGAGUCUGAGAUCUAUCGUCCAUGACUUAAAUGUGUAAUUCAUUUAUCACCUCGGCACUAUCAAGCGACGCGCUACUCAAAAAGAAUCAGACGCCGCCGUAUCCGAAUAAGUAAUACUAGAAGAAAUUCGACACGGCCAUUAGGGUUUCGGUAUCAUAAUUGGUUGGCGCUCGAACUGCAGAAUGAUUUUUUUUCUAGUACAAGUUUUCUUUUGAUUAAUAAUUAAGAGUAUGCGAAAAAGUUACAAAACAGGCGUCUGGUUGGUGUUCGUGAUUUUUUUUAAAUGGCCACAAGUAUCGUAUACUCUUUUAUAGCAAGUGUGACAUAAACCCGCCCCGGACGCGGGCAAGAGGAGGGGGAUGCGAUUAGUGUUUUGAAAGUAAAAUUCAUGUAUUGCAAUCACAAAGAAUUGCAAUACAGACUGCAAGUCAAACUCUGAAAAGAAAGAAUUCCGGUUCAGAUUACCAUUUUGAAAGUAUAUUUCAAAAGGAAAAAAUCAAAUAUCAUUACAACAAAAUAGAAUUUCAAUGUAUCCAUGAACGUUUAUUCCAUGAUUGGCAUAGUAAAGUUAAGUUACACGUAUCGUAAUGUACUAAUUCUACAUGAGUGAAGUUGGUCAAUUCAUUUACACACCGUGCAGAAAUAGGCAACUUAGGUCACGGAAAAGUGUGCGUAAAGUGCGGGUUUAGGUCACACUGUGCUAUAAAAGAUUUUUUGUUUUGCCUACGUGUUGCCUUUAGUUAAUUAGCAUACUGAUUACAAACCGUAUAUGUUUAAUUUUAACAUAGUUAUGUGUUAUGACCACAGACCAUGUAAUCUUAAAAGUUAGCGCGUAAAUUGCGUGAUAAUUUUGUCUAUGGGUCGAAAAUAGACUAAGCAAAUUGUGGCUUAAAAACCUAAUCAACAGAUGCCGCUCGGUGCUGAGGCGAUUAAAUUAAUUAUUAAGAAACAUGUAUAUACAUAUCGCAGUUAACAAAUGUAAGCUGUUACUUAAAUAUUUUAUUUUUUAUAUUAUUAAACAUUUUGGUGAAAAAUGUUUAUUUUUUACAAGGCUGUGAAGGCGCCUUAGCGGAUUUAACAAUCAAGCAAUGCUUCGUGGUUAGUGCCAAAUUUUUUUUUAUUAUAUUAUGUCAAAAGGCCGCGCUCAAAGACGUCAGGUAAAUUUAUUGCAAUGCUUGUCUAACUGAAAAUUUAAAUGACGUCAUUGACUGAGUUUGAGUGAGUCGUUUUUAUUAGAAAUGUAUUUCACAAAUUGUUAAUUAAACACUGCCCAUAAUACUUUCUUUUUACGAAUCUUGACUAUUUAAGAUUUGUCUAUGACACAAGUUUACAUUUAUUAUCUGUGCACGUAAUUAUAGUGGAUAACUUAGAGGUAAAGUUGAGAAAAUUAUCUAAAAAAAAACAAAAAAAAGUUAUUUUACGUUUUUGGGUUAUGAUAUUUUUUGUGGUUGGAUGUGUUAUUUGUUACAAGUGCCUUGGUAUGAUUCUGUUUACUUGAUUUGACCAUUUCCUAUAUAUUAAUAAUUAGGUCAUUACUCAUUGUCAUUACGAAAUAUUAUUUAAGAAUUAUGUGCUGAAAUGUUGUUUUUUUAUAUGUAAUUAAUAAAAAAAAUGUUGUAGAUGUCUUGUAUAUAUUAUAUUUAUACGAAGUGCCGUCGUUUGUUUUAAUUAAAUUUUUGAAGUGAAACUCCUUUAGGUACACUUUACUUGGGGGGUAAACUGGCGAAUGUAUAACGGUUAUGCGUUACGAUUAGUGUCAUCGGUGAGUUAUCGGUAAACAAUGAACAAUACCCGUCACAAAAUACAUGAAUCUAGUGCUAACUUACAUGUUUACUUGAUUAACUAUUGAAAUAUGGUUUUGAAUUAAUUACACGACGUAAUUUAUCAAUAACAAUAUUUUACUAUUAAUUGAGUCGUAUAGUAUCAAAGGCGGCAAUGACGCCCUCUGGUUGAGCCGACCCCCUCAGGUUCGAGUGGUCUAGAGGCUCCAGGCGGAGAGGAGACGCUCCCCGUGGGGAGAUGCCAUCCGCCUGGAAUACCUCUAGAGGCACUCGCCAAUUCUCGGUUUGAGGUCCCCUUAGGAUCUCGCCGUCCCCAAACCCGGUGACGCUGUAAAGGUCACCUGCGACUAACGGCAUACACACUCAAACAAAAAAAAGUGUUCCCGGUGUAAUCUCACGUUCGGACGUGGACACGGUUGAAAACCAUUCCUAGGCAUGGGUAGAACCCGUUAACAAGCGCCCUGAGGGAUGUUUAAGAGUGGACGCGGGCUGAGUUUAUAAGCAAUUUUUUAUAAGCGAAUUCUCAGUAAAAAUUGCAAAAUUCGAGAUUUUGCUCUCGAUGUUUUCUCCUCGAAAAUAAAAAAAAAAGAUAUAUAUAAAUGUACGAGACGACCGCCUUACGAACGAAGCGAGAAGAAAUAAAGUUUACGUCGAAAAGAGAUUGAUUUGUAAAAUAUGUCUAUAAUUUCACAUGUAACGGAUGUGUACAUUAAGGCACUUUGCAGACGACGGGGCGGGGCGGGCCGGUCAAUUUUGCCGCGAAUAAUAGCACAAAGUGAAUCCUAUACUUCAAACGCACACAGAGGGCAAAUAGACCGCGCCUUGGGUGCCCGGCGGGCACUGGCGGCGCGGCAUGUCCGCGGCUGCCCGCCGUGGAUCAUACAAACCAGUUUAUAUGCAGUAACGCAGACGACGGCGCGGGGCGGUCAGCUCAGUCCGCGCCGCGCGCUUAUUAGUGAUGGAAUAUUCACUAGAACGAACGUCCUGAAUUGACCGCCUCUGCCCGUCGUGUGCUUUGUGUACGCGGCGCGGGCAGCCGCAGACAUCGACGGGCGGACGCGGUCUUUAUUGCUUCGCGGACAAAAUGCCCGCCCC